CAUAUCUCGUUUGUAUAACCCCCACAACCUCAUUUACACAUUACACACACAUACACAUACGUUUCACCAUGGCCAACAAAGAUAUGGAAGUUGUCAAGGGCGUAGAUAUACAAAGAUACAUGGGAAGAUGGUAUGAGAUAGCUUCAUUCCCAUCAAGAAACCAGCCGAAAAACGGUACGAACACAAGGGCUACUUACACCUUGAAAGAAGAUGGGACUACCAUCAAUGUUUUGAAUGAAACUUGGACUGAUGGCAAGAGAGGAUUCAUUGAAGGGAUUGCUUAUAAAGCUGACCCUACAAGUGAUGAAGCUAAAUUGAAGGUUAAGUUUUGGGUGCCACCCUUUUUGCCCAUCUUUCCUGUUACUGGUGAUUAUUGGGUUUUGUUUCUUGAUGAUGAUUAUCAGUAUGCUCUUAUUGGUCAACCUUCCAAGAAAUCUCUAUGGAUUCUGUGCAGGGAAAAUCAUCUUGAUGAGGAGAUAUAUAAUCAGCUUGUUGAGAAGGCUAAGGGAGAAGGGUAUGAUGUAAGCAAACUGAAGAAGACUAAUCACACAAACCCUCCACCGGAGACUGAAGACGCACCAGCUGAUACCAAAGGCGUGUGGUGGUUGAAAUCAAUUUUCGGAAGAUAAGCCCUCAGAAAGUGAACUACAUGUUGGAGUGUUAGUCACAUAGUGAUAAACUGAUAAAACUGUUGGUUGAAAUGUUUUUUGCAUUCAAUUUUUUUUGAUAUAAAGAUGAAAAAUAAAUAUUCAGUUAUAGAAAGACAAAUUUCAACA
Messenger RNA from Erigeron canadensis, 776 nucleotides. Its product is annotated as temperature-induced lipocalin-1-like. Lineage: Eukaryota; Viridiplantae; Streptophyta; Magnoliopsida; Asterales; Asteraceae. The record is from RefSeq and is a predicted model, not a curated record. The transcript is spliced from 2 exons. Bases 69 to 629 code for a protein of 186 amino acids.